AUGUUAUGUCGCGGACUCGAAGCUCAAGAUGCAUCGAACGAAUCUCACACCGCAAACACAGUCUCACCUGAGCGCGAGCAAUACGUGCUCCUUAUCACUCUAGAAAUGCUCAACUACGGGCUGCCGGACGACCAAGUUGCGGAGUUCAAGGAAGCGUUUUCGCUUUUCGAUAAGGAUUGCGAUGGAAUGAUCACUGCGGCCGAGCUUGGCGUCGUCAUGAGAUCGCUCGGACAACGACCUACCGACCAGGAAUUGAAGAAGAUGGUUACCAUGGUCGACCAGGACGGCAACGGCACGAUCGAGUUCAACGAGUUUCUGAUGAUGAUGUCUCGCAAGAUGAAAGAAGCAGAUUCGGAAGAAGAGCUGCGCGAAGCGUUCCGAGUUUUCGAUCGGGACGGUGACGGAUACAUUUCGCGGGAUGAACUCAGCCUUGUGAUGAACAAUCUCGGGGAAAAGCUCUCUGAAGAAGACGUCGAAGAAAUGAUUCGAGAGGCCGACCUGGACGGCGAUGGCAAGAUCAACUACCAAGAGUUUGUGUUCAUUGUCACCUCCGCCAAGUAG
This is a messenger RNA of Galendromus occidentalis (western predatory mite), 561 nucleotides long. Its product is annotated as calmodulin-A-like. The transcript has 4 exons. Gene Ontology annotation, molecular function: calcium ion binding. Bases 1 to 561 code for a protein of 186 amino acids. The record is from RefSeq and is a predicted model, not a curated record. Gene Ontology annotation, cellular component: myosin II complex. Lineage: Eukaryota; Metazoa; Arthropoda; Arachnida; Mesostigmata; Phytoseiidae.